AUGAAAGCAUUUUUCAUUGUCUGCAAUGUUGUCGUUAUCUCAUCGGAUCUACAAAUCGGUAAUUACCCGAACAUAACGGACAGCGGACAGUGCGGUAUUGGUCGCCAAUCAUUGUUGAUGGCCGCCGACGAUGAUGACCACCAGUGUUUCCGUUUGCAUAGUAGUCGACGCCAAUUGUUACCGGCUAUUGUAAACGGUAGACCCGUCCAAACGGGACAGUUUCCAUACAUUGUCUAUAUAGCCAUUUGGGAUAUUAAUCGAUACGAUAAUUCAAGUCUAAGACAGAAAGCCACCUGUACGGGUAGUAUACUCAAUGAACAAUGGAUAGUAACGGCUGCCCAUUGUUUUCGUCAACAAUGUUACCGACCGGGUGGUUGUCUUCAUAGGAUAUACCCGGGUAUUAUCCGACGAUCGGAACCGGGUUUGGACUAUGGAUACAAACAACUAAUUAUACACGAAAACUAUACAACCGAUGGUAACUAUACGGUGGAUAUAGUGUUAGUCAAACUGAAUCGGUCGAUAAAUUUUACGGCAAAUAUUAUCGGCGGUGACGACAAUAGCGGUCACUAUCGACGGUUAAACAGUAUAUGUUUGCCGGCACCGGCAGCACCUGUAGGUAACCAAACGACAACUAGCCAGCACUGGGAGUAUGCAGUAAUGGCUGGGUUUGGUGUACUAUUGGACGGCAGCGAAACCGAUAGUUUACAAUCGGGUUGGACUCGUAUACCACCACUUGAACAACAGUCAGUGGACAGUCAGCUUAUUGUCAUACCAUCCGAGUAUCCAUUUCCUGGGGGAACCUAUCCAUGUUAUGGUGAUUCUGGCGGUCCAUUAGUCCAGUAUGUCAGGGGUAGGGCUGUCCUAAUUGGUUUCAUAGUAGCCAUUGAUAAUAUAGGUCUAAUAGACGGCACCUGUCAGACACUCAACGAUGACGAACCCAUAGUCAUGAUGUUUGUCCGGUUGAUGGCUAAACUCGAUUGGAUUCAAACCAAUAUUUAUGGAAAUAAUUAA
This is a messenger RNA of Oppia nitens, 1011 nucleotides long. Its product is annotated as U21-ctenitoxin-Pn1a-like. Gene Ontology annotation, molecular function: serine-type endopeptidase activity. Gene Ontology annotation, biological process: proteolysis. NCBI's taxonomy places the organism in Eukaryota, Metazoa, Arthropoda, Arachnida, Sarcoptiformes, Oppiidae. The transcript is spliced from 3 exons. The record is from RefSeq and is a predicted model, not a curated record. The coding region runs from base 1 to 1011 and encodes 336 amino acids.